UAUUUAAGGUACUUUCCCUUAAUGUCCCAUAGUCUUGGGACAUCCUGUAUAACAGAGCUAUAUUUCUCUUAGUUAAGUAGAUAAGCCUUAUAAUAUCUCCUUUACGAGGAAAAAUAAGUAUUUGCAUUGCAUUACUUCCUCCUGCCAAUAUUUCCACCAAAAUCUCUCCCCUGCAUUCGCACCGUGUCAUAUCUCGUAUUCCCAGGUCCCACUAUUCUUAUUGCUACAAUAGUCCUUGCACUUAUUCAAGUUAUAACGUGACCUUGAGAGCCGUAGUAGCUAUGAGUGAACUGGGGGUCACUCUUAUACUGGUGAAUUUAUAUAUGGCUUGGGAAUUAAUGCCAAGCACUGUAGCUUGCAAUAAAUCAGGAUCCAUUACAAACACCCGAUCGGAUGUUGUGUUCACGAAACGUUUUGUACACGACGGUAUUUUAUAACAAUACAAUAAGGUCUACCACUUAUUUCAGACGGUUCUUUUAGUAAAAGAUAUCUGACUUUUGGGACUAAAACUAAUUUGGUAUUGUCACGUUACAUUACAUACUUAUUUAAUAUGACACAAAUCCGCUUCAUGCAGUCUUGAACCAGGACUAGCUAACCAAAAUAACCUCUUAAAAAUAGCCACAGUUUAACGAUAGAGAGAGGCAGGACGCAUUCGGCGGUGCUUUUGACCCGAGUACCAUUCUAGGAUUUCAGCUCACUUGCUAUCUCCAUCCUAUAUCGCGCUCCUUAUCGAAGGCCAAAACUAAGGGCUCCCGUGUGCCUUCUUUUGCAUCCAUGGGUUCGCGGCUAUAGGUAGUACUAACUUGUAAGUAAAUCAUGUUAACAUGCUCAAUUGAAUAUGCAUAUGUUAGGGAGCUUAGAUUUAUACUGGUCGGUCUAACGAUAUUUGUCUCGUUGUGAAUGACAGCACGGCUCCGAUGACAGCUCUCCCACAAUUUAUUGACAGAUUUGCCGAUCCGCUUCCUGCUAUUAUGUUUUAUCAAAUUACGCCCCGGCGGAUCAUUUGAGGAACGAAAAUUUGUUGUUACUGAGGAUUUUGUAGAGCAAAAACGUUUAAUCUUUUUUCCCCGUAGAAUUUACUAUGUGUGAGUAUCCUUAUGAAGCUAUGCAUUUAUAAUCCUAUGAAGUGGUUAUGUAAACAUAACGUGCCUUAAUCUGUCGGUUUAUUUACAUAACAGGCCUUUUUGUCAUCAUGAGUGGACAAAAAACGUAGCUACAAUAAUAUCGUAAUUACACGGCAUAUCAUUUAAAUCCGUUUGUAUGUCAAUCCUACUCAUUUACAUUACCGCAAAUCAGCACACCGUUUAUGACAAUUAUUGCAUUGGACAGUACACGUUUACCAAGUAUAAUUAAUGAACUGGUCGUUAAGGAAGAAUGUGCUUGGUAACCUUUUGUUUACAAAAAUGUAGUGAUACGCGAAGUGCGAACCGAGACUGACGCGCCAUGGAUUUUACCGGAAAAGUUGUCAUUGUUACUGGCGCCAGUUCUGGGAUUGGUGCUGCCUCCGCUAAACUCUUCGCUGCUCACAACGCUCUUCUAUCCAUCGUUGGAAGAAACGAGGAAAGACUACUUACAACGGCCAAGGCCUGCGAAGAAGCUAAAGGGAAUAAACCUUUAUGCAUACUCUUGGAUCUAACCGAACCUGGUAGCUGUGAAAAAUUAGUAAAAAAGACUGUGGAUACGUUUGGAAAGAUAAACGUGUUAGUCAACUGCGCUGGAAAGUUAUGCUGUACAUCGCUCUUUGAUAACUCCAUGGAAAUUUUCGAUGACCUAAUCGCGCUUAAUCUUCGAGUGCCAUACAAUUUGACUCAGCAAUGUUUACCGCAUCUACUCAAAACGAAGGGUAACAUUGUGAACGUGUUCAGUGCGCCUAUGCGAGUGCGACCUGGCUUCCUACCAGCUAAUAUGAUUAGAGAUGCCUUAGAAAGAUUCACGAAGUCAAGUGCUUUGGAACUAGCAGCAGAAGGAGUGAGAAUGAACGCUGUAAGACCAGGCUAUACAAGAACGAAUUUUCUGAAGAAUUUGAACGUGGAUGAUGAAAUCAUGGAUGAUACUUACGAGCUGAUAGCUGAAGUUUUGCCCACCAGGAAGGUUAUAGAGCCGGAGGAGAUCGCUAGGAUGGUGGUUUUUACCGCCAGUGACACGUUGCCUAAUUUGAACUCUGCGCAGAUGAUAGUAGAUGGUUCCGCUUCGCAGUUUUAAAAUUAUUUUAAUUGUGACUUGUCAUUUUUUUGUAUUCUGAGAUAUGAGUGUUAUUUGAACUAGUUUUAAGCCUCCCACGAACCUAGCCGCUGUCAUACAAUCGAAGUUACUCUGACAUUUUGAAAUAACAUGUUAAGUGACGUGAACAUUCAAGUAACGUUGAUACCCAACAAAAACAUAAAUGUGAAAUGAGAGCCAAGUUCAAUAUUAAGAAUAUGUGUCGUUGUUGACUCACCGACAAAAGAAUUAAGAUCUAUAAUAUGGGUGCCAAGGGUGGCUAGUUUUUACAAACAAACCAAACAACUAGCCAAGACAAAUCCUUUAAAAUUUCAGGGUUUUCUACUCAGCACAGAACUUGGCACCCAAAUACAUCCCUGAGAUAUCAUUACUUUUUGUAAAGAAAUUACUACACUACAUAUAAAUCAUGAAAGUAGUUUUGCCCAAGCUGAAAAGGAGACCUUUGCUAACGCUCGGUCAAUUGUUAAAAAAAUUCAGGUUUCAGAUUUUUCCUUUGUAUACGCUUAAUAGUCUACCUUGAUGUCUAAUUCCAAGUUUGUAGGUCAUCUGGAAGUGGAUUCGGUUAUUGGAUGGGUUUUUGAUCUAUAUAUAAGUCAGUCAGUCACAAAAUUGCCUCAAAAAUUCUAAAUUCUAAAUUUUUCUUGCAAUUAGGCCUCAAGGGCUCUUUUAAAAGUCAAUACAACAUUUAUAGUAACAUCAUAUAGUUAUAUGAAAAUACCUGGGUAAACAUUACAUUAUAAUAAUCUUAAAAUAAAUAAUUACUACAAUACAAUAGAGAUGUAUAGUGUCUAUGGUUAAAAAUACAUUAAAUCUGGAGAUGGAAAAGGUCCCCAAUGUCAGAGUACUAAUACGAAUAAGAUUUGGAGGUGUAAAGUUUCUUCAAGUGUAAAAAUAAAAUUUAUACUAAAUUAAUAAAUCGCGUCUGGACUGUUAAGCUAGCAGUCUCAUAAACAAAUGCUACAGAAUACAUAACAAGUAUGUACCAAGUCAAGUAUAUAAUACAAUAUUACAGAGACGUAUAGUCUCCACGGUUAAUACAUUAAGUUUGGAUAUGUAUAAGGUCCCGACGGUCUGAGAAAAAUAAUAAUACACAAUAAUAAUGACAUUAAUAAGCUUUGGAGGUGUAAUGGCUCUCCAAGUGUCAAAGAAUUAAAUAAUAAAAAAGUG
This is a messenger RNA of Cydia pomonella (codling moth), 3387 nucleotides long. Its product is annotated as oxidoreductase UcpA-like. The record is from RefSeq and is a predicted model, not a curated record. NCBI's taxonomy places the organism in Eukaryota, Metazoa, Arthropoda, Insecta, Lepidoptera, Tortricidae. The coding region runs from base 1444 to 2202 and encodes 252 amino acids. The transcript has a single exon.